This is a messenger RNA of Anguilla anguilla (European eel), 3400 nucleotides long. It is a transcript of the gene gpr61, whose product is annotated as G protein-coupled receptor 61. The coding region runs from base 729 to 2195 and encodes 488 amino acids. Gene Ontology annotation, cellular component: signaling receptor complex; endosome; plasma membrane. The transcript has 2 exons. The record is from RefSeq and is a predicted model, not a curated record. Gene Ontology annotation, molecular function: G protein-coupled receptor activity. Lineage: Eukaryota; Metazoa; Chordata; Actinopteri; Anguilliformes; Anguillidae. Gene Ontology annotation, biological process: G protein-coupled receptor signaling pathway.
GAGAGAGAGAGCAAGCGCAUGUGUGUGUGCUCCAGAAGCAAGGGGAGAGAAGCCAUCUCUCUCUCUCUCUCUCUCUCUCUCUCUAUCUCUCUCUUUUUUUCUCUCCCCUUUCCUCCGCCAGUCCCUCCGUCCGACCGCCAUCUCGCCCUCCCCAAGACCAGGCGAGCAUCCAACCCGGAGGGAGGGGAGGGGUUGGGUCGGCCUGUGUGUGUGAGAGUGCGGAGUGUGAGUGCGGAGUGUGAGUGUGUAAGUAGGGUGUGAGUGUGAGUGUGAGUGUAAUUGGGCUGUGAGUGUGUGUGCUGAGGGAAAGGGGGGUCAAGACGAGAGGUCCAGCUGAUGAAGAGCUCGAGUUUGCGCCCCCCCUCCCUUACGGAAAGCCCCGUCGGAAACCGGGGGGGCCCCCCCUGGCGAUGGCCGACCUCGCUGGAUCCAGGUGAGCUUUUCUGAUAAUGGAAGAGGCUGAAGUGUGAGGGGUGCAGCUUUCUUGGGGAUCAUCAGUGGAAUGAGAUCAGCGCCCCCCAGUGGCUGUCGGAAGUGCUCGCAGCUCUAAAGUGUUUCCUGGAGCCCCCCCCGACCCCGCUGCUCCCCGACCCGCCAUGCUUCAGGGUUGAGCCCCCUCCCACCCCCCCGGGCCCCUGAGCCCGGCUCCUGCGCCCUCUUCCUGGGCCGCGAAGCAUGGCCAUAGCGCCCGUGAGUGACAGCCCUCUCUCGGCCCCGCCCACCCUCCCAUGGAUCCCCCCGUCGCCCCCAGUUACCUGCGGAACUCCUCCGGCUCCGAGCCCUGGACGCCCCGCCCCACGCCGCGGCCGUCCAACCGCUCGAGCCCGUGGGCGCCGGAGGGCGGGGCCGCGUGGCCGCCGCUGGCGCUCGCCGCCAUGCUGCUGGUGGACGCGCUGGCGUUGCUGGGCAACGCGGCCGUCCUGGCGGUCAUCGCGCGGACGCCCCAGCUGCGGAGGCUGGCCUUCGUCUCCCACCUGUGCCUGGUGGACCUGCUGGCGGCGCUGGUGCUCAUGCCGCUGGGCAUGCUCUCCGGCCACGCCCCGCUCAGCGAGGCCUUCUGCCGCGCCUACCUGGGCCUCAGCGUGGGCCUGGUGGCCGCCUCCAUCCUCUCCAUCUCCGCCAUCAACGUGGAGCGCUACUACUACGUGGUGCACCCCAUGCGGCACCAGGCCAGGAUGACGCUGGGCCUGGCGCUGGGCGUGCUGGCGGGCAUCUGGCUCAAAUCCGCCGUCAUGUCCGCCCUCCCCCUGCUGGGCUGGGCCUUCCCGUGGGGCGGGGGGGCGGGGGGCGUGGCCAGGAGCUCCGCCCCCUCGCCGCAGGGCCACAGGCGCUGCUCCCUGCACUGGACGGGCGGGGUCGGGGGCGGAGUCGGGGGCGGGGUCGGCCGCGCGGCCUUCAUGGUCCUGUUCGCGCUGCUCUACUUCCUGUGCCCGCUGCUGGUCAUCCUGGUGGCGUACUGCGGCAUGUUCCGGGUGGCGCGCGUGGCGGCCCUGCACCCGGGGCCGCUGCCCACCUGGAUGGACACGCCCCGCCGCCCGCGCUCCCGCUCGCUCGGCAGCCUCUCCACCGCGGCCGCCAGCUCGGGGGAGGGGCCCCCAAACACCCCCCAGCGCAGCUUCGGCGGGGGCAAGGCGGCCGUGGUCCUGGCCGCGGUCGGGGGGCAGUUCCUGUGCUGCUGGCUGCCCUAUUUCUCCUUCCACCUCUACUCGGCCCUGGCCCCCUCCCCGCCCCCCUCCCUGGCCCAGCUGGAGGAGGCCGUCACCUGGAUCGGCUACUUCUGCUUCGCCUCCAACCCCUUCUUCUACGGCUGCCUGAACCGGCAGAUCCGCGAGGAGCUGGGGAGGGGCGUGGCCUGCCUGUUCCAGCGGGGUCGGGCCGCCGACGAGGACCGGCUCCCCAGCCGGGAGGCCUCCAUCGAGGAGAACUUCCUCCAGUUCCUCCAGGGCACCGGCUGCAACCAGGAGCCGCGGAGCUCCCGCGGCGCGCCGAGCCCCGAGGGGGAGCUCCGCCCCCCUGUCAAUCAACAGCCCCAGGCCCCUCCCCCGCGCCCGCCCACGCCCAUAGACUUCCACAUUCCCGGGCAGAUUCUGGAGGAGACCUCGGAGCUGAUGCAGCACCACCACCUGAACAGUGACCUCAUCGUAGAAGAAAGCUGCAUUCAGACACUGCCCCCUGCCGGACCGGAGGUGCAAUAAUGCCAACCGCAAAAUGAAGAGCGGGUUUGUGCUCGAUUAGGUCAGUUAAGGAAAAACUUUCACUCAACUGAUGACCUGAAAAAUCCUCAUCGAACAUUACUGCCCGCUUUUUCAGUUCAUGAAUUGAAUCUCAAAUAACUUGUUGAAUUUAUUAUGUUGGAAUGGAAUUGACGGCAAGUCAGUUUUUUUGUGUGCGCUGGUUCUUUUUGUAGCUGAUAUUGUGUGUGUUCAGUUCACCAAAGUCUGUUUGGGGGGGGGCAGAGAUUUGAAUGCCUUUGAGCUUAAGCUCAAGGUCAGUCAGGAGAGCUUGUGAUUCACUUCAGUGUUUUUCUCACGGUGUUUAAUCUGGUAUGAACAAAUCCAACCGACCAACCAAUUUCAGAGGCAUUCUGAUGAUUGUUAGUCUAUCGGUAUCCUUAAUUCUUUAACUUAUCGCGCUUUCUUUAGCUUUAGCAUCAGUUCACACCGACUGUGGUUUUGUAUCAGUAUGGUAGCUGAACACAAGGUCUGCUGUAAGGAAAGGAGAUGAAUGAUUCAGUGUCCCUCCUUAUGAAACAGGAGUCAGGAACAGCCAGAGGAACUUUCCUCUCUCGCCUCUUCUGUGACACCAAACAAAAAAAGAUUUGCAUUGCCCUUCCUUCGAAGAGGCCUUUUCAGAGGUAGGUAAAUGAGAGAGAAAACUCUUGGCAAUCCAAGGAAGCUUUAUUUGAAGAUACGGAGCAAAGUGCCGGCAUGGCUUUUCGCAGCGUUAGCUUUGCCCGAGUCGGCAGCGGGUUAGCGAUUAGCGCCUGAGCAACCGAGCUCAGCUAACGGAUAACGUUCUCACCCUCCUCUUUCCUUUACGAAAGCGCCGCGGCAAUGUUGCCUGUGAGCUGGAGGGGACCUUUCAGGGACUUUUGAACAUAAUUUCCCAUGUUAUUCCAUUCUUUGUGCCAACAAGGGUGUGACCAAGAUGGCUGACAUCCUCACCCAGAUUUCUGCUCUCUUGGAGAGCCACAGAGGGGUGUCUCAUCCUCUUUAAAAAGCACCCCAACCUGAUGACUCAGGUACGAGAUGAGAACCAGGCCAGCUCCCUCAGGGUACAGGGGUUAGGUAUCAUACGAGCAGAGUGGGGAGGAGAGCGUGUUUUAUCUGACGGGGGCUUCAUUCUGGAACAUUCGCUUCCGUCACAUUCCAAGAUGGAACUUUGAGCAGACUUGCUUGUU